Molecule: messenger RNA, 306 nt
Organism: Prunus armeniaca (apricot)
Lineage: Eukaryota; Viridiplantae; Streptophyta; Magnoliopsida; Rosales; Rosaceae
Source: the annotation of a GenBank genome assembly
AUGUGUGCGGAAGACGUUGAGAAGCUUGUGAAUGACCGACUUCGAGACUUGAAGAUUGGUGGGGACAUCAAGGAUGCACUACGUAAGGAGAUGGACCAGGCGAUCUAUACUCAUUUCACCCCUGAAAUCGAGCAAGUUGCUCCCCCGAAGCAAUUCUCAACACCUUCGUUUAUACAUUUCAAAGGGGAUUUCGAUCCCGAGAGCCACCUAAAACACUUCAAAAGUGUCAUGAUCCUCCACAAGGCUGACGACGCACUGAUGUGCAAAAUGUUUACAAUGACUUUGCGAGGAGCAGCUCAAGACUGA